Messenger RNA from Stegastes partitus (bicolor damselfish), 616 nucleotides. It is a transcript of the gene rpp30, whose product is annotated as ribonuclease P/MRP 30 subunit. Gene Ontology annotation, cellular component: nucleolar ribonuclease P complex; ribosome. The record is from RefSeq and is a predicted model, not a curated record. The transcript has 6 exons. The coding region runs from base 33 to 542 and encodes 169 amino acids. Gene Ontology annotation, molecular function: RNA binding; structural constituent of ribosome. NCBI's taxonomy places the organism in Eukaryota, Metazoa, Chordata, Actinopteri, Pomacentridae. Gene Ontology annotation, biological process: tRNA processing; translation.
AACACGUGUGUCGCGCGGCGGACGGCAGCAUCAUGUCGGUGUUUAUGGACCUGAACGUGCUUUUCUCCUCGGACCGGAACCGACUGCAGAGCGUCGUAGAGACCGCAGCUCACCUCGGGUUCUCGACCAUCGCCAUCAACUACGUGUUCGAACCCACGACCACCAAGAAACAGGAAGUCCCCGUCCCCUGUCCGAUCAAUGAGCUGAUCGAUCAGCUGCCCGUGGUGCAGGGUCGGUCCCGUCCAAUCAGAGUGCUGAACAGACUGACGGUGGUGAUGUCAGACUCCAGCCACUUUGUGAGUCUGUUGGCUGAAGCCCAACGUCGACACAUUCCUGAGCGGUUCCUCAGAGGGCUGCUGUUCGGGUUGUCAGACGGAGACGCUAAAGAAGCCGUGUCUUCCACCUGCAGAGCAGUUUUACUGCACGCAGAGACCCGGAGGACAGCCAGCGGCAUCGUCUACACCAGCCGGGUCCAGCAGGAGGCGCUGCACCAGUCUGACUGUGACGCUCCGGCAGCAAAGAGAACCAAAGCGGAUGACUGACAGCUGACCGUCCUCCUCCUGGACCUUUUGUGUUGUUCUGUUGUUUCCUCGGUUCUCUGAGGUUCUUUAGUUUA